AAGUUUUACGUAAAAAAGUUAACCAGUUUCAUGAAAAUUGACGGAGGAUGCUGACUUGCGCGUAGCGAUACCAUAGCUUCUUGGAUCAUGGAUUAACUAAAUGGCAGUCGACCUCCGUUAUUAAGAGUUUUCCUGUAAGUUUUGUGUCGCAGUGAAUAUCGAUUGGGGUAACGCAUUACCCCAGUAAACAAUUAAAGUUGGAGAAUUGUCUCGAAAAUGUCCUCUCGCUACCAAGCGCGCAGCGUGACUGCUGUAUCAAAAACUUUGAUUCAAGUAGAGCAAAGCUUGGCAAACGACCAACCGUCAGAUGACGAGGAAAAUAAUGAGGAAGCAUACACUGAUGCUGAAUCGGAGGAAGACGCUGACGAUUCAACAUUUGAAACACCAACAGAAGUUGGUUAUCAAGAAGAGUCCGAGACUGAGGAUGCGGAUAUUGAUGGACCAUCACCCAGUAAGCGAGGAAGACCCGCUUCCCAUACAACACAUGUCUCUUCACAAGACCGUAAACCGAGUUUCGUCACUGGAAAGGAUGGCCACCAAUGGUGCACCACAGCGCAAGAGGGGUCUUUACAUGAUCUGAAAAAUGUGACGACGUAUUUGCCAGGACCCAUCGGAGAAGCAAGAACAGUUAGGAGUCCUCUCGAUGCAUGGUCUCUACUUUUCACUGAUGCACUCCUGAAAAAAGUGGUUCGUCAUACCAAUGAAGAAAUUCAUCGAUGGCGUGACGAUGUCGAAUCCGAAGCUGUCUCAUUACCAACUUACAAUGACAUGAAUCUGUGCGAAUUCAAAGCAUUGAUUGGACUUCUCUACUUUUCUGGUCUACAAAAGGCAUCGAGUACAAGUUUAGAAGACUUGUGGUCCCACAAAUUUGGUUCUAUCCUCUACCGAUCCGCUAUGUCACUGAAAAGAUUUAAAUUCCUCCUGCGAAUGAUUCGCUUUGAUGACAAGUCAACGAGGGCUGCGCGCCGCGAAACGGACAAGUUGGCCCCAAUCCGUGAGAUAUGGGAGGAAUUCAUUUCUAACUGUACGCGGUAUUAUUCACCAUCCUCGUACUGCACCAUUGAUGAGCAAUUGCUCUCCUUUUCAGGACGAUGUGCUUUCAAAGUCCACAAUCGCGCUAAGCCGGACAAACACGGUAUGAAAAUUGUCAUGCUCAAUGACUCGCAGACAUUUUAUAUGCACACUGCGGAACCGUAUGUGGGGACAGUAGAGAAAGAAGAUGCAGAAAGCGUACCAUCUUAUUACAUCCGCAAGUUGUCGGAACCGCUGCAUGGAACCGGGCGCAACAUCACAUGUGACAACAGGUUCUCAUCUGUGGACAUUUUUGACACAAUGCUCUCAAAAUACUCCAUGACGAUGGUCGGCGCAAUCCGGAAAAAUGAACGGCAAAUUCCAGACAGCUUCAAGAGCGCAGCGCCUAUAAAUUCCUCGACAUUUCUCUUCGAUGAAACGAAGACUCUGGUGAAAUAUACACCAAGGAAAAACAAAUUCGUCCUGGUCAUGUCCUCCUUUCACUUCAUUAAAGAAGCAGAUCAGGAUAUGGAGAAACCAGCUAUCGUAUUAUUUUAUGAUAAUACAAAAGGAGGCACUGAUUUUUUCGACCACAUGUGUCACGAAUACAGCACAGCAAGGAAGACUCUUCGAUGGCCUCUACGUUUCUGGUUUGGAAUGCUCGAUCAGGGAGGAAUUAACGCGAUGGUCUUGCACAAUUUCAAUGGUGCGAACGCAAAUCUGAUUCAGCGAGAAUUUCUGAAAGGACUUGUAAGUGGACUGAUCGAACCACAAUUACGGGUACGGGUCGCUAUUUCGACACUUCGUCGGGAUUUGCGGGUGUCAAUCGAGACCAUCCUCGAAGAACAGGCACCUCCGCCAAGGAGUGCUCCAGCAGACAAAAAAGUGGCGCGGUGUGUUCUGUGUCCUCGAGUCGCGGACAGAAAAGUGAGAACUUACUGUGAACGGUGUCAUCGUCCAGCUUGUGAGGAGCACAGGGUUGUUGUGUGCUCUAAUUGCUCCGUUGUAGAAUAAUGGACAUUUUAAAGUAUUAUUUAACUCUCAAAGUGCAUGCAUGGCCAAAAUCACGGUAAAGUGCAUCGUGGGUAUUACAGACCCUAGCGUAUUUAAUCAUGUAUUGCUUAACCCCUAUUGAAUAUUUUGUCAUAAUAAAAUUAUCUGAUAUAGUUUAAGGUAUCUUUUGUAAGAAAGAGUGGAUUUUAUAGCCAUUUGUUUACUUUAAGGUUGUUAAAAAAAUUAUUGAAAAAAGUGAAAAAAAUGGGGGUUUUACUUUAAAAAAAUUUAUGACUAUACUUUUGAAAUGUGCACUUUCAUAAAA
This is a messenger RNA of Belonocnema kinseyi, 2329 nucleotides long. RefSeq lists its product as uncharacterized. The transcript is spliced from 4 exons. Bases 217 to 2025 code for a protein of 602 amino acids. The record is from RefSeq and is a predicted model, not a curated record. Lineage: Eukaryota; Metazoa; Arthropoda; Insecta; Hymenoptera; Cynipidae.